AUGACUGACAAGGAGCACUUGGCUGCUCGCCACGGUGGAAGCCACCGAUCUUUGGGCCGCGAUGUGCGCAGCCGACACGGUGCGACCACCUUUCCCAGUCUCAUCGAUGCUACUUGCGAGGACCUCUCCAGUGGCCUCGAGAGGCGCCUGUUUACGAGUGUGGAGCUUACGUACCUCGCGCGCAUCGAGCAGGUCAACGACAAGGUGCACUGUGUCACCGAGAUCAACCCGGACGCUCUGGAGAUUGCUGCCGAGCUGGACAGGGAGAGGGCGGCUGGGAACAUCCGAGGGCAGGUGGCAUGUCCCCGUGCCGGGUCGUGGAUCCUCUACGGAGCCAAAGUCCCUCGCGAUGCCGGAGUGGUCACCAGGCUCCGCGCGGCCGGGGUUGUCAUUCUCGGCAAGACAAACAUGUGUCAAUGGGCUGGCUAUCGCUGCAAGAAGCCCAGCAGCGGGUGGUCCGCGCACGGCGGGCAGACGUUCGCCCCUUACUACGAGUCUCAGGAGCCCUGCGGCAGCUCCGGCGGCAGCGCCGUGGCCGUCGACUUGGGCCUUGCGUUCGCCGCGUUGGGGACUGAGACGGACGGGUCCGUCGUGUGGCCGGCGCAAAGGAGCGGCGUCGUGGGGAUCAAGCCGACCGUCGGGAUGACGUCGCGCGACAUGGUGGUGCCGAUAUCAGAGCGGAUGGAUUCGGUCGGGACGAUUGCACGCACCGUCCGGGACGCCGCGUACGCGCUGCAGGCCAUCACCGGGCCGGACCCGAACGACGGCUACACGGCACUUGUCCCAACGACACCAGACUUGGUGGCGGCGUGCAAGGAGGACGCGCUUCGAGGCUCCAGGAUAGGGGUCCCCUGGAAUGUCAUCAAGGGGCAAAACGAGGACAAGAGAUGGGACGUCGAAAUAGAUGGCUUCAGGAAGGCUCUCGAGGUUCUCGAGAAGAAUGGAGCAACCAUCAUCGAGGUCGAAUUCAGUGCCAAGAUGGAGGAGCUCCGCGAGGUCGAGUACACGGUCAUGGGGGCAGACUUCAUGUCCAGUCUCGCCCGAUACUUUGCAGACCUGAGCGUCAACCCGAGCGGCGUCGGCACGCUCGCCGAGCUGCGCGACCUCACGCAGAAGCACCCCAAGGAGGGCUUCCCCGAGAAGAACACGGCGCACUGGGACGACGUGCUCGCGCAGGGGUGGGACAACAGCGACGCGCGGUUCGCGCCGGCGUGCAAGCGGCUCCUGGAGCUGGGCGGGCCGCAGGGCCUGCUCGGGGCGCUGGACCGGCACGACCUCACGGCGGUGGCGAUGCCGACGACGCUGGCGGCCGAGUGGACGGCCGUGGUCGGCGCGCCGAUGGUGACGGUCCCGAUGGGCCACUACCCGGCGGGCGCGGAGGUGGUGCGCCUCGAGGACGGCAUUGUCGACACGGCGCCGGGGGUGCCGUACGGCCUGAGCUUCCUGGGGAGGCUGUGCUCGGACGCGGACCUGGUUGGGUUGGCGUACGCGUUUGAGCGGGAGACGAGGGUGCGCGAGCGGCAGACGGUGAGGCGGUGGGUGACGGCGGACGAGGAGGAAGCCAGCGCCUCCCCCCGUCCGGAGCAGCAGCAGCAGCAGCAGCGCAUCGAGAGCCUCCGUCACCGCCGUCGCGACAUCUCAGACUGCUGCGGGCACGACGUCGACGCCGACCACGAGCGCGAGCAAUCGCCGCCGCCCCAGUAUCCCGCCUCCGAGGCGUCCUCCUCCUCCCGUCCGCCGCCCUUCUCGUCGCUCUUUGCCCCCUUUCACGACGCCGCCGCCGCCUCUUCUUCCGCCGCAGCAACCAAGUUUGCCGCGUCCGCGAGCGCAGAAGCCAGUGCCUCCGCCCCGGCCUACAGCUACGCCGCCACCGCCUGCCCCGACUCGGAGCCUUUCGAUCCGGACCAGGCCGCCGCGAGAGCGUUCCGCGACCCCGUCGCCGAGACCAAGAGCGUCCUCCCGCGAGAUACAAAGGGAGAGUCCAGUCGAAAGGACGACGACGCAGAACCGCCGCCGGCGUAUUCGGAGGGCGAUAGUCCUCUCCACUCGUUUUCGUUCGUCAUGUCUGCCGCCGGAGGAGCUGCGAGUAUCAUUACUCAGGUGCAGCAGGGUGGACCGCCCAUCAAUGCCAUUGGAGAUGUUGGCGCCGACGAGACCAUUGCGAUGGAUUUGAGGGGUACCAGAUUCGUCCUAUCGAGGGAUGAGCUACUGACGCUGCCCGAAUUUGUGCUGCUCUCGUUGUUCCCGAACGGCUUGUUCCCCGAGGGACACAUGAACGGCUUCUCCGAGAAUGACGCCGUUCAGGUCGACUACGAUCCGGCGUCGCUGCAGUAUAUGCUCGACUUCUUCCGCAACGUCGCCCAGUCCAUCCCUUCGGAGUCGUCGCCCAGCACGUCGCAGGACGGCGAUGCAAUGGACUCCCUGGGGUCUCGAGAUGACUCCGCCAAGCGCGCGGGCAUCAUUGUGCUGCGCGAGGACCUUGACUUCUACGCAAUCCCCCCGAGCGCCGACAUCAGUCAGCCUGACAUGAUCGAAGUGAAGCGCGCAGCCGCAAAGGCCCUGCAGCAGCAAGACGGAAUUUUUUCGGGACUGAAGCGCAGUGACGAGCCUGGCACUACGGAGGCGCAUCUUAUUGAGAUGUUGACGGCUGGAGGCUUCAAUCACGAUGACAGAUGGGGCCACCGCGCCGGCGAGCCCAACAAGGCCGUCAUUUGCAGCCUGGCGCUCGCUCGCCUACGCAGCGACAUUCGUGGCAACGACAUGGGCACCAGUGCCGUGGGCAUGGCCCAGAAGCUGCUGCUCUUCUGGCGAAAGCCGGCCCGCCGGUGCUGGUGGGAGGGCAUCGAGCUGGACAACAUUGCUGGUGUCGAGGGGAAGCUCAAGGUUUGGAUCCGGCGGGUGUGGACGCUGGAGAUGAGCGUCAUCGGGCUGCGGUGA
Purpureocillium lilacinum is the source of this 2937-nucleotide messenger RNA. Lineage: Eukaryota; Fungi; Ascomycota; Sordariomycetes; Hypocreales; Ophiocordycipitaceae. The record is from RefSeq and is a predicted model, not a curated record.